This is a messenger RNA of Lotus japonicus, 1797 nucleotides long. Its product is annotated as probable glycosyltransferase At3g07620. Gene Ontology annotation, molecular function: glycosyltransferase activity. The record is from RefSeq and is a predicted model, not a curated record. Bases 1 to 1638 code for a protein of 545 amino acids. The transcript is spliced from 4 exons. NCBI's taxonomy places the organism in Eukaryota, Viridiplantae, Streptophyta, Magnoliopsida, Fabales, Fabaceae.
AUGGGUCAAGAAUUUUUGUCCUUGUUUCAUCUGGAAACAAAGAGAUUACUAUGGCUUAUUGGUUUUACUUUUGCUGUGAUCAUUACUUUUCAGUAUCUUGAGAUAAUUCCAUAUGGUAAUGCUGUACUCUCUCUAUUCUCUGCGGAUAAGAUACCAACAUCUACAUCUCCAUCACCUAAAUUGGAAAUUGUUAGCAAUGCAACAACAAUUGGAAGCCUACCAAACAAAUCUAUACUAUUUGAUGAGUCUGAUAACAUUACUAGGACAGGUUUUAGUAAUUUGACAAAUGGUUCUGGAGCAAUAAACAUUACACCUGAAAAGGCACCAGCACAUUUAACUCCUCCACCUUCUAGUCCUGCAACAAAUGAGACCACUUCUGCAGUGUUAUCAACAAAUGAUGACAAAGAGCCUUCUAAGGUCACAUCUGUAUCUGAAAUGACCAAGUUAUUGCUUCAAACUCAUGCUUCCAAUCGUUCUAUGAGGCCAAGGUGGUUUUCAGCUGUUGAUCAAGAGUUAGUGCAGGCCAGAUUAGAGAUUGAAAAUGCUCCAAUCAUAGAGAAUGAUCCAGAUCUUUAUGCUCCCAUUUAUCAAAAUGUUUCCAUGUUCAAGAGGAGCUAUGAAUUAAUGGAAGAGACUCUCAAAGUGUAUGUGUACAGAGAAGGAGAUAAACCCAUAUUGCAUUCACCAUCUCUGACAGGAAUAUAUGCUUCUGAGGGAUGGUUCAUGAGGCAUAUGGAAGCUGAUUAUCAAACAUUUGCAACUCAAGACCCAAACAAGGCUCACCUCUUUUACUUACCUUUCAGUUCUCGUAGGCUAUUGCAAACUUUGUAUGUAAAGGGAGAAGAAUCACAUAGUUUUGACAUCAUGGUUCAAUAUCUUCAUGAUUACGUCGACCGGAUUUCCCGGAAACAUCCUUUCUGGAACCGAACUGGAGGUGCUGAUCAUUUCCUUGUUGGAUGCCAUGAUUGGGUCCCAGCAGAAACAAAGGAGCGCCUAUCUAACUGCAUAAGGGCCCUGUGCAAUGCUGAUGUGAAACAAGGUUUUGUGUUUGGUAAGGACGUAUCACUUCCUGAAACGUUGGUCCACACUGCUUCGCACCCUGCUAGGGACAUUGGUGGAUAUCCACCUACACAGAGGACAACACUGGCCUUCUUCGCGGGGAGAAUGCACGGUUAUGUGAGGCCGAUAUUGCUGCAACACUGGGAGAAUAAAGAUCCUGACAUGAAAAUCUUUGGGAAAUUGCCAAAGGUUCAGGGAAACAGGAACUACAUUGAGUACAUGAAGAGCAGCAAGUACUGCAUUUGUGCCAAAGGGUAUGAGGUGAACAGUCCGCGAGUUGUGGAAGCCAUUUCCUUUGAGUGUGUUCCAGUUAUUAUAUCUGAUGAUUUUGUGCCACCCUUUUUUGAGGUUUUGAAUUGGGAGUCCUUUGCUGUUAUUGUUUUGGAGAAGGACAUUCCAAAUUUGAAAAAUAUACUACUUUCUAUCCCUGAUAAGAGGUAUCUUACAAUGCUCAAGAGGGUGAAAAAGGUACAACAGCAUUUCCUUUGGCAUAAGCACGUCCCUGUCAAGUAUGAUGUAUUUCACAUGAUACUUCAUUCUAUAUGGUACAAUAGAGUCUUCUCUGCCACGGGUAGAUAACAUGGAUAUAUGGUAGGAAUAGAUUCAUAGCUUUUUUUAUCUUCUUCUUCUUUAGAGAAGUGUAUCGACGGCUUCUUGUACCAAUUUUUCUGGUCACAUUACUAAUUUUCUCGGCGUAAAUCUACUUGUUGUCAAUAGAUUGAUAAACUUAUUGUUCCA